AUGGAAGAAAUCACUCAAACAAUCAACAACUUCAACUUGGCGAACGAUCCCCACAAGAAGAGCCGGAUUCAAGUAUCCAAUACCCAAAAGCCCUUGUUUUUCUACGUUAAUCUCGCCAAGAGAUAUAUGCAACAGUACAAUGAGGUGGAGUUGUCUGCACUUGGGAUGGCUAUUGCCGCUGUCGUCACGACUGCGGAAAUUCUAAAAAACAACGGUUUGGCUGUUGAGAAGAGGAUCACUACCACAACCGUCGACAUGCAGGACGACUCUCGAGGGCUUCCGGUCCAAAAAGCAAAGAUUGAGAUAUUGUUGGGAAAGACCAGAAACUUCGAUGAAUUAAUGGCGGCUGCUUCUGAAGAAAGAGAUGGUGUAGAUGGAGGAGGGCAGGGUUGAUACCAUGUUGGUAUCAUUGUGGAGCCUGCCUUGGUGAAGACAGUUAUGUUUAACCUUCUUUCCAUGUUGUAGUCAAAUGUUUGUUCCUUCAUAAAGAAAAGUUCCAAUCAAUCUAAUUUCUUUUAGAAGAAAAAACUCUUAUUCGAACUUGAA
Molecule: messenger RNA, 546 nt
Organism: Hibiscus syriacus
Lineage: Eukaryota; Viridiplantae; Streptophyta; Magnoliopsida; Malvales; Malvaceae
Exons: 5
Coding region: 1-393 (130 amino acids)
Cellular component (GO): nucleus
Molecular function (GO): RNA binding
Source: RefSeq, a predicted model, not a curated record